GCUGCGACACUGAGCAUCAACUGUCGGCGCUGUCUGCGAUGUGAACAGUCAAACCGUAAUGGCGACUGCUGGAACAGCAGACUCGGGAUCAACAGCCCCGACAGAUAUUAGGACUCAGUUCUGGAGGAGAGCGUUACAGCGAGGGACCAGCGGCAUCCGAAAAAUGGCCCCUGCAGAGAUGCCUGGCUCUUCAGGCACAACUCAAAGUAUGAAGAAGACCAUUGGACACCGGGGCGUUGAGACCACCACAGGAGAAACCACCUAUAAAAAGACCACGUCCUCUGCCCUAAAAGGUGCCAUCCAGUUGGGCAUCACUCACACGGUUGGCAGCUUAAGCCAAAAGGCAGAAAGAGAUGUUCUUAUGCAGGACUUUGUGGUGGUCGAAAGCAUCUUCUUCCCCAGUGAAGGCAGUAACCUGACUCCUGCUCAUCACUACAGCGACUUCCGCUUUAAGACCUACGCUCCUAUCGCCUUUCGUUACUUCAGGGAACUCUUUGGCAUUCGGCCAGACGACUACCUGUAUUCUCUGUGUAACGAGCCACUGAUCGAGCUGUCUAACCCCGGAGCCAGUGGAUCCAUCUUCUAUGUCUCUAGCGAUGACGAAUUUAUCAUCAAGACUGUUCAACACAAAGAGGCAGAGUUCCUCCAGAAACUCCUGCCUGGAUAUUUCAUGAACAUAAACCAAAACAAGCGCACCCUUCUACCCAAGUUCUACGGGCUGUAUUGCGUCCAAGCAGGGGGCAAAAAUAUCCGUAUUGUAGUGAUGAACAAUCUUCUGCCUCGGAUAGUCCCCAUGCACAUCAAAUACGACCUAAAGGGCUCCACCUAUAAGAGACGAGCUUCGCCUAAGGAGAGAGAAAAGGCCGUUCCUACUCACAAAGACCUGGACUUCAUCCAGGACAUGCCUGACGGCCUGCUGCUAGAAGCGGACAACUACAAUGCCUUGUGCAAGACUAUACAGAGGGACUGCUUGCUCUUGCAGAGUUUCAAGAUCAUGGACUACAGUCUGUUGAUGGGAAUCCACAACAUGGACCAGGCUAGUCGAGAGCGGGAGCGUGCUGGGGGCAACUCGGGGGACAGCGGGGGGUCGGAGGGAGCAGUCACUCCAGAUCAGCGCCGGCCACAAGCCCAGAAGAGUCUGUACUGUACAGCCAUGGAGUCCAUCCAGGGGGAGGCUCGAGGGAAGGGAGCUUUAGAUUCAGAAGACCACAUGGGCGGUAUUCCAUCUCGUAAUUCUAAAGGAGAGCGGUUGCUGAUCUACAUCGGCAUCAUCGACAUUCUCCAGUCCUACAGAUUUAUUAAGAAGUUGGAGCACUCCUGGAAGGCUUUGGUCCAUGACGGGGACACAGUUUCAGUUCACAGACCUGGCUUCUAUGCAGAUCGUUUCCAGCAAUUCAUGUGCAGCACGGUGUUCAAGAAAAUUCCAUUAAAACCAUCACCCUCUAAGAAGAGUCGUGGUGGGGGUCAGGCAGGUCUACGAAGGGCCCCCACCCUGGGAGCUCCCACCCCACUCUCCCAUGCAACAGGACAGUCAAUCUACCACAGCCACUUUAGAAGCACAGACUCGGAGGCAGACAGUGGCGUGCAGUCGGGCAGACCAGAUCUUGUUCCAAGGACCCCUCCGCUGGUAGAUAACCCCGCUGACUAUGAUGCCAACCUAUCCACCUCAUCACUAGGCAGCACAGGAGUUGCCUCCAUCUCUCCUCCCCUACGGUCUGUAGGAGUGGAGGUCCACAAAUCAGCAAACACAGACCUUGACCACGGUUCCCCUCACAGUUUGGGGGCAGAAGAGGCUUUAGGUAAUUCAGGCAAUCUGUCUGGAAAUGAAGAUGCAGUUUCACUCUCAGACAUCAUCCCCGAGACCAACAUCUGCUUUUAAAUAAAACAAACAGACAAGUGCCAUCUAAAGGCGAGGACAUUUCUGGACGUGGUGAGGUGGGUUGAGAGUGCAAGUCCACCGCAGAUCCUCCGCUGCAUCUCCCAUUCAGUAUAUACAGGGAUCGGUGGGUGAAGCAGCGAGGUGCGGUGGAGGAAUAAAGGAAGCAGUAGUGGGGAGAUCAAGAAGCCACAAGACUGUCACUGUGUGCACACAUUUCCCCCCUCAGUGUCCCAAAGCUCAAUUGUCUUUGAUAUACACCUGGAAAAAAAUGACCCUGAAUUGGCAGCUCUUCAGUAGCAGCAUUACAAUGAUUAAACAGAUUUUCUGCUGUGAAGACACAAUAGACAAAAUAAUUACUUGUAUAUAGUAAGAAGUUCAUGCCACAGUCACCAGUGGAUGGUGGAGGCAGUCAGAUUAUCCAUGAAGAAUCAGUCAUCGUGUCCACUCGUCGCAGCAUGAAGCGAUACGAGAUGGCACCGCAGGCAGCAGUUCAACAGGGAACCACACAUACUUAAGAGCACAUGAAGGACAUGGCCUGCGUUUGUAGGAGUGGGAAUUUCCCUGUGUGUGUUCAUGCACAGUCUAAGUGGGUUCACAUUUCCGUGAUUCACACUCUAAUGUUCUCGUUACCGCACAUCCAUUUCCCCUCAGCACCUCCUCAUGAGCAGGGGCACUCUGAGCUCACCAGCGGUCAGAUCGUUCAAAUCAACACUUGCUGCUGUCGACUCUGCAAUCAUGUAUGCAUUUCUCUUUACUGGUUGUGGAUGUACAGUAUUUGUUUUGAAAUCGGAUUUUGAAACAUCGGAGGGAUGGGUUGAAACAGACCCAAGUGGCGAUUUUUGUUUCACGUUUUUGUCAUAAGUUAUUCUGCUGGAAUCCACGGUGGUGCUGCAAAGGUCCAACUCGAUCUUGCCACUGCUGAAUGUACAUUACAAUGUUUUUCUUUAUAUAGAAUGUGUCUUAUUAACAUGGCAGACCACAUUUUGUGCAACCUUGAAAAUCUCCCCCUCUGAUGUGACCAUAUGUGCUGAAGUAGAAGAAGAAAAGCUGGCCAGUAGAUGCUGUUAAAUGAAGUCAUCCUAUGAAGCUAAAGGAACAGUAACAAUUUCCAGCUACUGUCACCUGUUCGUCAUGUUUGUGCCUUUACAUGUUUGUCCCUUCCCUAACAUGUGAUGUAUAACUGACAUUUUUACAGGUUAGCGUUGUAGUCACACAGAUGAACCUGCCUUAUCACUACAGCUGAAGUCAUUAAACUGCCAUUGUGUGUCUGGAGCGACUGUCAGUCGUCAGAGUUUAAAAGAAUUCCAGAUUUUAAUGCAAACACUAGUACAAUCCUUUUUGGUUACGUGUAUGUCGAGUGUUCAGUCACUGUGGUUUAUCAGCUCAUCCUUUUCUCUCUCCCAACAUCAGACAGUGAUGGUGUUUUGUCUCUUAUUAAUCAUUUCUGCUGGUUACAGAAAUGACACCCACCCACAUCCACUCUUGGACCAAUAUUACUAACUGUGUUUAUAACUUCUUUUUUUUUUUGUAUGUAGUCUUACUCAGCUUAUAGCUAGCUGUUCAUAGUAUGAUGCUUUGUUUUCCCCAAGAUGUUUUAUGUUUAUCUUAUUAUUUAGGGCACUAAACAAGCUACUGAGGUGGCUAGCAGAGAGCUUUUUACCCCACAAUAUAUUUCUGAUACAGAAAUUUGAAUCACUACCAAGUGACUGUAGCAAAACAAACUCAAGAUCUUAGACAUCAUCUCAUCUCAGAAGUUACUGUUCGUCUUUGUUAGGCACAUGUGGUCUAUGCAGCAGAGAGGGAGAAGGGGAAAUGUGAGUUGUCAAUAUAGAAAGAAAGAAAACUACUCAUGUUCAUCAAUGCACAGUUGAAGAUUUAGGACUGAGUCUUUUGUAUUGUAAGCCAGUCGCGGCACCAAAGAAGUAGAGGAGUUCCUGCAAAUGUUCAGGAUUCAGUACAACUGACAUAAGGAUAAAAAUGAAACACUCCUGGAAACCUGCGUGGACUGAUAUGUUGUAUAUGGUAAUAACACUGGGUUGACCUGUGUUUUAAGGAUUUAUUAUUAAACUGGAUGUUGUUGUUUUUUUUUUGUUUUGUUUUUUUUGAGGAGGGUAAAUGAUUUCACGUCUGAUAAGCUGUAUCUGACCUAAACCCUGUAAAGAUUUAUUUUUUAUUUAUCAGAGAAGUGGUUUACAUUGUGGCCUGAGACAUUUCAAGAUUUAACUCCACAUUCCUGUGAAAUUCAAGUUAAAUUUACUGCAGGUUGUGGUAGCUCUUAGAACUCAUUAUUUUACCACCUUUUGUGCUGAUGUACUUGAUAUGGAUUAUUUCUGAUAUUAUGCUGAAAUGUAAAAUAUUAUUUCAAACAGAUUAGUUGGUUGAGAGACAAACAGCCACCAAAGAAAACACUCCAAGAAAUUCUUCAUUAUAAGAAAAAUCCAGAUUAUAUUUUGUAACACCUGCGUUUUGAUGUUUUAUGUUCUGUUUUUUGUUUUUAUUUUAUGUGUGGUACUGUAUAAUUGCUCGAUCCAGACCAGUUCUGUCACAGUUGUUAUAUACUACACCACGGCACAAGAAUAACAACAUCCUUCGGUGCUUAAAGAGGGCGGCGCAUUCAGUGUAGACACUACAAUAUAUUUGAAGUAAUGCAAUAUGAACCACAAUCUGCCACCUUUCAGCUCUAAGAAGUAUAUUUAUUAACAUGGUUGAUUGCUGCAGGCUGAAAUGAUAAAAGUUGUAUUAUGUACCUUAGAUGAUUGUACGUAUACUGUAUACUGACAGAAGGAUGUCUGAAACUUUAUAGCAUGUAUUGCUUAUGAAGGGGGACUAUUUGACAAUUUCACUUUUUAUAUUUCAUGUUUAGAUGGUGAUAUGAUAGAUAGAUUCUCUCCAUGAUGAUUCUGGGUUGUUAAUCUCCCACGCUUUUUCUACAUGAAUGUUUCACACGGCUUGCGAGCCAGACGUUGCUGGUUGUCCUAUAUGCUUCAAUUACUAUAUUUUUACUGUGUAUAAAAUGUGUAUAUGUACAUACGAGUCACGGAAAUGCCUUCUCAUGCAAUAUGUGCUGCCUGUCCCUCCUGCCAUGUUUCAGUUAUGUGGUGGUGAUGUUUUCAUGUCUGAUUUUAAAGGAUUAAACAUAUUUUCUAAGUCUU
Messenger RNA from Larimichthys crocea (large yellow croaker), 5031 nucleotides. It is a transcript of the gene pip5k1ab, whose product is annotated as phosphatidylinositol-4-phosphate 5-kinase, type I, alpha, b. The coding region runs from base 59 to 1879 and encodes 606 amino acids. Gene Ontology annotation, biological process: phosphatidylinositol phosphate biosynthetic process. NCBI's taxonomy places the organism in Eukaryota, Metazoa, Chordata, Actinopteri, Sciaenidae. Gene Ontology annotation, molecular function: 1-phosphatidylinositol-4-phosphate 5-kinase activity. Gene Ontology annotation, cellular component: plasma membrane. The record is from RefSeq and is a predicted model, not a curated record. The transcript is spliced from 17 exons.